Molecule: messenger RNA, 1041 nt
Organism: Pocillopora meandrina
Lineage: Eukaryota; Metazoa; Cnidaria; Anthozoa; Scleractinia; Pocilloporidae
Source: the annotation of a GenBank genome assembly
AUGGAGGCUUUCCACAACAACACAACAGGAAGCUCCACACAUCCUACGGCUAUGCCUAAUCAUUCAAUGGAGAUUGUUGAGGCUGUGAAAAUAGUUUCUUUUUGGCUGAUCAUAACCGUUGGUGUCAUUGGAAACUCGUUGGUUAUUGUUGUUGUGAAAAUGUUUCGCAACAUGAGAACCACCACCAACUACCUUCUGGUGAACGUAGCUGCUGCAGACAUUGCCACGCUGUUUUUUACAGCAAUCCUGUUCUUGAUAACCACGAGGUACAGUGCUGCUCAUUCUGGGGCAUUUGCAAGUUUUGUCUGUAAAUUUUUCUUCACUAAUAGUAUCGCGAUUAUCACGCUACUGGUAACUGCCCUUACGUUAACAAUCUUGGCCUUCGAAAGAUACCAAGCUCUGGUUAAACCGUUUUCAGUAACCGGCAGACUGACCAUUGACAGGAUUGCUUACGUUAUAACUGGAAUCUGGAUGGUUGCCGUUGCCUUAGUUAUUCCUUUGCUAUCUACCUUCCAUUGGGAUCCAAAAGAUUAUCUUUGUUCUCUCGGAGAUGAAGAAUAUGAAAUGAUGGUCUACAUUGAUUGCUUGGUUGUCAUUCUCACAUUAGUCCCAUUUUCUUUGAUCGCAUUCUUCUACUCUCAGAUCGUUUAUGGAAUGUAUUUCAAGAAGACAGUUUGCGGAAGCAAAGGCGAAAGAUGUGACACACGAGAGGAAACGAGAGAAAAAAGAAAACUAGUGACAUUGCUGAUCUUGCUUACUGUCGCGUUUUUCGUAGCUUUCAUUCCUUAUGGAGUUCUGCUCAUCUUAAAAGUGAGUAAAGUGAACCACUCAUUCUUGUAUCUCCAAACUGGUUCAAAGUAUCUUACUUUAAUGAACUGCUCGAUAAACCCUUUUAUCUACGCAUUUCAAAGUUCUGAUUAUAGACUGGCAUUCAAGGUCAUCCUGAAGAAGAUGUUAGGUCGUGAUACGACUGAGGAACGUUCUGAACUGAUCGAAAGGCGUACCCGUACAUCUGUUCGCAGAGUCGCAACUAAAGUGUGA